This is a messenger RNA of Saccostrea echinata, 4198 nucleotides long. RefSeq lists its product as uncharacterized. The record is from RefSeq and is a predicted model, not a curated record. The transcript is spliced from 19 exons. Gene Ontology annotation, cellular component: cell-cell junction. Lineage: Eukaryota; Metazoa; Mollusca; Bivalvia; Ostreida; Ostreidae. Gene Ontology annotation, molecular function: cell adhesion molecule binding. Gene Ontology annotation, biological process: cell-cell adhesion. The coding region runs from base 19 to 2298 and encodes 759 amino acids.
CCUUUCUUCUGUAGGAAGAUGGUGGCUGUCUUCGGACUUUUCCUGCUUCUGUUUUUUCCGGCACAUGUCCACCCUCUUGUCGUGGUUGACCCAUCACCGUUUGCUAAUGUGACUUAUGGAAAACCAUUCUUCUUUAAUUGUACAUUCCCGUCAAAUUGGAAAACUGCUACUCUUAAUAUUCCUGGUGAACAAGGCUUCAAGUUUGCCACAUUUAAUGACGGACAUUGUGAAGUUCCAUUCGAUAGACGGAAGAACUACAGUAUAGCUUGCCAUGGAGACACGCUAACCUACGGAAUCCUGAAACCGGUGGACCAGACAACAUGGCGCUGCACUUACCGUUACACCAAUAGCACGACUUCAAAGAGAUAUGAAGAGCAUGGAAUCACCACAGUUAUUUUACAACCCGAUAAACCUGUUACAACUCUUCAGAAAACUAACUAUAUCAUCAGUGAAGGUGCCCAUCUAACCAUUCCGUGUACAUUCAGUGGUGCCCCGAUAUCCAGUGUCACGUGGGAGCACAACAAUACAGUAAUGGAGACGUCAAACCAAAACCAACCGUUAAUUCUGAGUUUCUGGAAUGUCUCCAGGACUGCAGCAGGGAAUUACACCUGUAACGUGACUGUAAGCUUUAAAGGGACUUACACAACAUCAAAAAAAGUCAACUUAGUCGUUGAAUAUCCUCCAACACUAAGAUCAAGUAACGACACUACAGUGAACGAAGGAACGGACACCAUUACACUUUUCUGUGACAUCUUAGUGGAUGGGUUUCCAAGAAACUACAGUAAUCUGCACUGGCAGCACUGGCGCAAGAAUCAGUUGAUAAGAGAACUAGAUUCUGAUGACACUCAUGUCAAUCCAAAUGGCAAUAAACAUACCCUUACCUUGACGUCUGUUGGUUAUAGUGACACCGGAUGUUACAAGUGUUUGAUGGGAAAUGGAGUUCCCAAUUUGGAAGGAAAGAUAAAUCAAACGGCUCAAGUGGAUGUGGUCAUAAAAGCUAUUCCACGAAUUCUUGAUCCGAAACCUGAAUACCAUGGCCAAGUUGGGAAGAGAUUUAAGAUAAAGUUUGAAUUAGUGGGACAUCCGGCACCAAAGUCCUCAAUAAUUGUCCUAGAGGGACAAGCUGAUUACAAGAUCAACAAAACGGAGACAAAGGGACCAGUGAAUCUCGUCAUUUAUAACAAAAUAGUCAAAGUUGAUGGAAUUAUUGUGGAAUUGGAUUUUGGCAAAAUAGAAAAAAGGUUUCGCACAACAUACCUAUUCAUCGCUGAAAAUUCGCUGGGGAAUGUAACUCACACGUUUGUGGCACAGGGACAUGAUUUUCCUAGUAAACCUUUCCAUAUCCAUUUCAAAGCAUUCGAAGGUUUUGCUUUACUUGAGUGGGAGGCAAAGUAUCCUGAUACUGACAUGACGUACCACGUCAUUCUCAUAAAUGAUACUGGAGUCCAAGAGAUCUUCAGAAUUCCAGGUCAAAACUCAAAAAUAUAUGAAUAUUGGUUGACAAAUAUUUCAAUGUCCAAAGUUUACAUUCUACAGUUAUGCACAACAAAUGUCCUGGGAAAAAACUGCAGUUCCACGUUUAAAAUUAAAACGGACAAUAUUCUUGCUAGCUCUUUGGAAGUUUCAGCCAAUCAAAAGCCGAGAUCAGACACAACAUUUGCUGUGCUCACCGUGGUUGGUGGAAUCGGACUUCUGUUCAUUUUGAUCUUAGCUGUGAUUGUCUUACGUCAUCGACAAAGAAGAAAACGCAAAAAUCCUCCAUUCUUUGAAAGACAGGUUGUCUUUGGAAGAAAUAGUUAUUCGAUGCAGGGACUUACAAGCGAAUUAGAAAGCUCAGAAAAUACAUGUAACUUAAGAAACGCACGGCUUUCUGUUAACACGUACUUAACACCUCAGUGUAUGAACUCGCCGUUACUGGGAUCAACUUCAUGUCAAUCAAACUCGGGAGGAAACGAAUAUGCAAGUGUGGAUGACCCGGACAUCAUAAAAAUGAGUUCUCAGCGAAAUCGAGAUAAUGGUACAUGUCAUUCAAAUAGCAGUGUACCCAAGGAAACAAAUUGUUCACCAAACCUGCCGAGCCGGGGUAACGAGUAUAUGGCAAUGGGCGAGGAGACAAAAGGUACUCUGAAGUCAAACAAUUCUAAAAGCACGCAACUGAAAAAACCUGGAAUUACCGAAAGUGAGAAUUACCAAAUUACCGAAUACGUGUCUAUGGAUAAUGAAGACGAGAAAAAAGCAGAAUGGCAGAAUGGUGGCUACCUCGAAAUUAAUUAUCCAAAAAAGUACGUGCGGAAGUGAUGUCAAUGAGCUUUACUCUGUCUUGCGCAUAAACGUGCGUGAUAAAAGUUGUUGGACUUCGUGUUUGAAGAAAAAAAAACUGUGCCAAAAAAAGAACGAAGAGACAUGUUUUCUUCAUUACAUCGUGCUGAAGUCUAUGAUAGAGUAGUGAAGAAGAAUUUAUAACCUAAAACACAUACAUUUUAACCGUAACGGGUAAAAAUUCAAUUUUCCCUGUUGUUUUUUAUAUUUUAUGGUCUGUGUUGAUGUCCAUCGUUCAUUUAAAUCUAUGCAUUUGUCAGUUUGCCCUCUUUAAAACACAUUUUUUUUAUGUUUAUAUUUUUGUUUAUAUUGUAUCUCAUGUAUUUCUGACGAUUUGUUCAAUAUUUGGUGUGAAUAACAGUUAUCUUGAUGACGACAUCGUAAUAUUGAGAUACUGAUUUGUCAUCCGGUUGUCGUAAAUUUUGAAUGGGAAAAAUCAGUGAGCAAUAUUUAAAUUAUUUUGAUUCUUUUAACUUUUGCAAUGUACAGAUGUUUGUUUUAUUUUACUUGUAUCGUUUCUGCAAUAAGCAAAAGUCUUAACAUUUUACAUAAAGUUAUACUUUCAGGUUUGAAAUUCACAAAUUUUUAGCGAGAUGUCAGUAUGACAAAGCAAUUUGGUUAAAGCUAUAUUUAUAGCUUUUAUUAUUAAUACACGUACUUACUACUAGCAAAUAGGGAAAUCUGAUAUUAUGAAAAUUUGAGUUGACCAGAGCUUAGUUAGUUUAUGGAAAAUUUUACCAAUUAUUGUUUUUUUUAAUUAAAAGAAUGUAGAAGAAUGCAGCUGCAAACUUUAAUCGAUUACAUCUUUUCUCGUCUUUACAUUUUACUGUAGAAAAAUGAAUUAGUUCAAUCUGCAAAUUUUUACGAUUACAAUUACCGGUACUCGUAAGACUUCGAUGUCAUCAGAUUUCAAACGCUUUGUUUCACAUUGACUACAUUCGACAUUAAUUUUGUUGUCCAUGAUUUUUUUUAUGCAUUGGUAAGGUGUUCGUCGUCCAUCGUCUCUCUGUCUAACCGUCUGUAAACAAUUUUUCAAAACGCUACUCCUCCUACAGUUUUAGUUCAAUAUCGAUAAAACUAGGUCCAAAAGUAGACUAUACUAAAAUACAUAACUCAGUUUGUUCAUCAGUGUUUGAUUUCGCCAUGGUUACUAAUAAUAGAAAUUUCUUUGAAAUUCUUUCAAAACACUAAUCCUUCUACAGUUUUGGUCCAAUUUUCAACACAACUUCACAAGUAGACUAUACUAAGGUACUUAAUUCUGUUCAUCGGUUUUCGAUUUCUACAAAUGAUGUUGCCAUGGUUACUAAAAAUAAAAAUUCUUUGAAUUCAUUAAGGUCACACGACACGUUCCUCAGUAAUAUAUAAAUAAUUUUUUUCCAAGAAUAUGUCGUUGAAGUAUUGGAACUUUAUAACAAGUUUCCUCACAAAAAAAUUGAGGUUCCUUUCCAGGCAUUUGUGCAAGAUACCCGAGGAUGGUGUUUCCUGUAUUAUUCUAUUUGAAAUCACUUGAAUUGACAUUUAUUUGUUGUAUUUAUUUUUCAAGAUAUUUUGAAAACAGUUUAGAUAUCACAAGAUAAUGUUAAUUAUGAAUAUUUUUAAUAUAUUACUAGGGAAAACAAAACAAAUAUUUAAGGAACGUGUCGUCAGACCGUAAGAACGCUACUCCCCUUCAGUUUUGCUCUGAUUAGACUUUCUAUGUAAGUAGAUACCGAGAUACAUCUUUCUUUAAUAAAUAUACACCGGUACAGCUACAGUCUCUUCAGAUUCUGUGUUCUUUUGUUAAUUCUUUUUUUAAAAUAUCUUUAUUAUGUAAAAGGAACGAGAAGGAAAAAAUAAAUUGAGAAUUUUAUGAAUAGUUAAUAAAAUAUAUCAAUGCAAA